Anopheles aquasalis is the source of this 1490-nucleotide messenger RNA. Its product is annotated as serine protease Hayan. The record is from RefSeq and is a predicted model, not a curated record. Gene Ontology annotation, molecular function: serine-type endopeptidase activity. Gene Ontology annotation, biological process: proteolysis. Lineage: Eukaryota; Metazoa; Arthropoda; Insecta; Diptera; Culicidae.
GGGAAAGGUGAGGAAUUAUAGCAGCAACCGUGACAGGACGACGAUAUACAACGCUUAACAGGACAAAGGAGAGGCGCUCAUCGCUGGUACGCUCGCUCGUUAGCUCGCCUCUCACAGACACAGACACACACACACACACACACACACACACACACACACACACUGCAGUCCAUCCGCGACCAGCGUCCAGAGAAUGCGCCAUAGUCGGCACGUGGGACCAGUAGAGCUGCCGUCGGUGCUGGUGCUGCUGCUGGUGGCGGUGCUGCAACCGCUUCUACCCCUUAGUGUGGUUGUCGGUGUACCAGUAUUGGAGACCGUGUUCAAGGACAGCCAAAGAUUCGAGGGUGACGCAUGCCGUAUAACGGGUCCACCGGCCCGGACCGGUGUCUGCCGGCAGGCGGCCGCCUGCCCAACUGGUAUCGCGGCCAAGGGUGAGCGGUGCGAGUUCAGCGGCAACAGUGCAGUGGUGUGCUGCCCACCGUCAACCGACACCGGGAGCCGCAUCAUGACGCGAAUAGCGCAGCAGGAGUGCGAUCGGUUCCACGGUGUACCAACCAACCUCAAGGAUCACGUGUCGGGCAACCGGUUCCGGGUGGUGCGGGGCGAGUUUCCGUUUGUCGCCCUGGUGCGCUUCCAGGGCAACGAUGACGCCAGCAUGCGGUGCGGAGCGUCGCUCAUCUCGCCCCGCUUUCUGCUGACUGCGGCGCACUGUUUCAGCGAGGCGCCGCCGGCGAGCGUAACGUUGGCCGCGCUAGCCGUUGACGAUCCCGAGGGCGACACGUACCCAGUGCAGCGGGUGCACAUCCACGAGGGCUAUCGGCGCCGCGACAACGAUAUCGCCCUGCUCGAGCUGGCCCGCGACGUCACCUUCGAGUCAGCCAUCGGGCCAGUUUGCCUCAACACAGACACGGAGCUACCGCUCGGUCCGACCGUCAAUCUGACCGUGAUGGGCUGGGGCAACGACGCCCAGGGUGAGCAGAGCAAGCACCUGUACAAAGGCACCGUGCAGUCGGUACCGACCGGCGAAUGCGCCCAACAGUUCCGCGACGUCGGCAUCAACAACGUCGCGGUCGGCGACAAUCAACUGUGCGCGCUCGGUGCAAAGGCGGGCGAAGAUUUUACCGAUGCGUGCGAAGGUGACUCGGGCGGUCCGCUAGUCGCGACCGUACGCGGCCGUCCCCUUCUCGUCGGUGUCGUCGCGACCGGGGUACCGUGCGGUGCGAAGAUACCGGGCAUCUACACCCGCGUCUCACAAUACCUCGACUGGAUCGAACCGAUCGUGUGGCCAAACAAGUGAGCUCGCAGUGCUGUUACUGCUUAGUAUUAAGUUCACCGAGCAGAAAAGAGCGGCCACGAUGGCGUAAUGGUAAUGAAGGAUCAACAAAAACAAAACUGACGCAUUCUUUCUGGAACGCGAGCGUUCCGGAACCUUGACGAAACUGUUUCCUGUGCUCCGCUGGUAUCUCGAAAUACAUACACAUAUACAUAUA